Alligator sinensis (Chinese alligator) is the source of this 1749-nucleotide messenger RNA. RefSeq names its product TNFAIP3 interacting protein 1 (gene TNIP1). The annotation marks the transcript as partial. Lineage: Eukaryota; Metazoa; Chordata; Crocodylia; Alligatoridae. The transcript has 16 exons. Gene Ontology annotation, biological process: negative regulation of canonical NF-kappaB signal transduction; regulation of transcription by RNA polymerase II; cellular response to lipopolysaccharide. The record is from RefSeq and is a predicted model, not a curated record.
GCCGAAGCCUCAGUGCAGAAGACCUGGCUCCUUAUCAAACCACUCGCUGGCUGGCUCCAUCACGGGGAAGUCCCUUGCUCCAGCCUAAAGGCAAGCUCAGCCCAGCUCCCUUCCUGCACUCUGCGACCGUCCAACCCGGGGAUGUCUGGCUGGGAGGCGGAUGUGUGAGCAGCGGGCAUGGAAGGGAAAGGACCGUAUCGCAUCUAUGACCCCGGCGGGGCCACGAGGGAGGAGGCGGCCAAAGCCUUUGAGCGGCUAGUGGAGGAGAACACCCGGCUGAAGGAAAAGAUGCAGGGGAUAAAAUCUCUAGGAGAGCUGCUGGAAGAGUCCCACGUGGAGGCCUCCAAGCUGCGGCAGAAAGUGGAGGACCUGGUGAAGGACAACAAGAUGCUGCAGCCGUCGCCUUUCCUCUCGGACGAGCUGCUGGAAGUAACAGGCAGGGACCCAGACAGCAACAUGACCUCGACGGAUCCAAGCAGGGGCGAGAAGGAGCAGGAUGCAGAGACUCGGCCGACUCCGCUAAGUGGCUCGUCCUCUGAGUUCGAGAUCGUAACCGCUGAGGACAAGAGGUUUUCCCACGAGAGCAGGAAGUCGGACACUGAGAAGCCGCAGCACGAGGACGCCAACCUGAUGCUCCACCUGCAGCGGCUGGAGAGCACCCUGAGUGUCUUCGCCGAGGAGGCCGACAGGAACCAGGUGCUGGCCCACCUGGGGCGCAUGGCACUGGAGUUCAACCGCCUGGCCUCCAAGGUGCACCGCAACGAGCAGCGGACCUCUGUCCUGCAGACACUGUGUGAGCAGCUGCGUAACGAGAACGAGGACCUGAGGGCCAAGCUGGAGAAGGACCUAGAGCAGAGAAACCAGGUUACGGAGAAGCUCCGGUGUGAGAACCAGGAGCUGCGGAAGAUGGUGCUGCUGAGGAAGGAGGGUGCCAAAGGGGACGGCGUGGAGCUCUGCAGCCCGCAGCAGAGCGGGGCUGCGGCGGAGAAGGCAUCGGGCAAAGACACGAGCGAAGCCAGCGAGAAGAAGGUGAAGAUCCUGGAGCACCAGCGCAAUGAGCUUCUGGAGGUGAAUAAGCAGUGGGACCAGCACUUCCGGGCUAUGAAGCAGCAGUAUGAGCAAAAGAUCACGGACCUGCGCCACAAGCUGGCGGAUGCCCAGAAGGCGCUGGGUGAGCAGGAGGUGGAGCGGGAGCAGAAGCAGCGGGACUUCGACCGCAAGCUGCUGCUGGCCAAGUCCCGCAUCGAGGUGGAGGAGGCGGAGAAGGAGCGGCUGUCGGCCGAGGCGAAGGAGCUGAAGCAGAGGACGCGGUUCCUGCAGGAGCAGCUGGCGCCAGUCACCAAGCAGCGGGAGUACCAGGAGAAGGAGAUCCAGAGGCUGAACAAGGCCCUGGAGGAAGCUCUGAGCAGCCAGGCGACUGCCCCAGCUGCCUCAGCCUUCGUGAGCACUGCGGAGCCUGGCGGGGGCAUGCACCGGCACGAGCUGCUGACCCAGAAUGAGCUUCUGAAGCAGCAGGUGAAGGUCUUCGAGGAGGACUUCCAGCGGGAGCGGAGCGACCGGGAGAGGAUGAAUGAGGAGAAGGAGGAGCUGAAGCAGCAACUGGAGAAGCUCCAGAAGCAGCUGACGGUGUCCAGCCACCAGCUGCGGCUCUGCAAGGAUGACUGCCAGAGGGAGAAGGAGGAGAAGGAGAAGCUGAAGAAGGUGCUGAAGCAACACAAGCAGCUGUCUGGGGAGAGGCUGGCCCCCCAG